AUCACGAUGAGACAAGCCAAACCAUCCCCUAACACGGACGACGCUGGGCCAAUUGUGUGCCACCUCAUGGGUCUCCCGGUCACGGCCGGCUGUGACACAGCCUGGGAUCGAACCCAGGUCUGUAGUGACUCCUCAAGCACUGUGAUGCAGUGCCUUAGACCGCUGUGCCACUCGGGAGGCCCCUCAUUUCAUAACUUUGACAAGAUUUGUGGUCAUAAUGCAAUUCCAAGUCAGGAAGCCAAGUACAAUGGUGUCACGUCAAACCAAUUAAGGAGAAAUGUGUUGUUCCCUCAGACUGAGUCAGUCCUAAUGAAGUGUGUUAUUGACAUUCAGAUUCGACUAUGGACCUGAACAGGCACGGGGCCCAAAUCUGCCUGCUGGGGAGGCAUGGAGCGAGGGUUUCUAAAACGGUGUGUGUGUGUCUGUGCGUGCGUGCUUGUGUGUUCCUGUCCAGGUGUGUGUGAUGGGUGACUGUGUGGGAGGUGUGCUGUGCUUCGAUGCCCUGUGUUUCAGCAGCAGCAGUAGUAGCAGUCAGAGGCAGCACAGCAGUCCCAGCAGCAGCAGGAACAACAGCACUGAGAGCCUCAAGGAUAACCCUGAGGACAGCCCCUGUCACAGCCCCAGCCUUGGCCUCAGCUCCAGUAAGAGGCUGAGUAAGAGUAACAUUGAUAUCUCGGCCCUGCCCAGCGAUGGACACAACCAGGCCAGACAGCCCCUCAGCAGGAAACAGAGUGACUCGUAUGAUGGAACACAUCUACUGGACAACACAGCUUCUUCAGCAG
This is a messenger RNA of Oncorhynchus keta (chum salmon), 782 nucleotides long. Its product is annotated as membrane-associated phosphatidylinositol transfer protein 3-like. Lineage: Eukaryota; Metazoa; Chordata; Actinopteri; Salmoniformes; Salmonidae. The annotation marks the transcript as partial. The record is from RefSeq and is a predicted model, not a curated record. The transcript is spliced from 2 exons.